Labeo rohita (rohu) is the source of this 1132-nucleotide messenger RNA. It is a transcript of the gene fgfbp1a, whose product is annotated as fibroblast growth factor binding protein 1a. The record is from RefSeq and is a predicted model, not a curated record. Bases 130 to 732 code for a protein of 200 amino acids. Gene Ontology annotation, molecular function: growth factor binding. The transcript has a single exon. Gene Ontology annotation, biological process: cell-cell signaling. Lineage: Eukaryota; Metazoa; Chordata; Actinopteri; Cypriniformes; Cyprinidae.
UCAGGUGCAAAACCAAAGAUUUCACAGCUCUACCACAAGAGUUUAUUUAUUUUCAACAAAACAGUUUGUGACCACAAAUGUCCUUUGAAGUUUUUUCUUCGGUUGUUUGAAAGUAUUUCCGAUGAGGACAUGAAACGCGUGACAGACCUUGCUCUCGUUUUGAUCUUCGCCUGUAUCGUGCAGCAGUUCGUACCGGUGAACAGCCUGAGAGAUAGAGGGAAGAGAGCGCAGACAGAUGGGAAGGGGAAAAGACGAGGUCAGCGGCAUGAAAGUGGCCUGAAAGGGAGAUUCUCACUGAAGGACGGAGCGCGGUGCUCGUGGCGUGCGGCGCGCGGGGAUGAUGCGUUUGUACUGGGAGUCACGUGCAAAAACGGGGUAAAGACUUUCGACUGCGAAUAUGUGGCGAAACCCACAGCAUGUCAGCAAUACGUAUCCGAUACCAAAGCCUACUGGAAACAAAUCGCCCGUUCACUGAAAAAGCAGAAGAGUUUGUGUCGCGACUCUACUGCGAUGGUCAAAGCUGGCAUGUGCAGAAGCGCGCCCGCGGACGCGCACUUCAGGCUGAAGGACAAGCGUCCCUCCUCCAGACCCCCGUUACCGCCGGCCGCGGGAAAUAAUCACUGUCCUGACCGAAUCGAGAGGCUGAAAGUGGCUGAAGAUUACUGCAAAAGCGCCUGGUCUUCACUGUGUACAUUUUUCUUCUUGAUGCUCGAGAAUGAUGAAUGCUCAUAAUUGACUUUGAAAAAGUUUCAUUAUUUUCUGAAUGAAAUUAACUUCUUGCACUCCUAUUUUGUGUUUCAUUAUGAGCACUUUAAAUCAACUUUAUUUCUAUUACACAUGGCCAUCAUUUAAAAAAUAAUGCUUCAAAUUCUAGAGGUUUAAACUAUAGCACAGUGUAUUUACAUUUUGGUUUGUAAAAUUUAAAACAGUAUUAUGAUAAAAAUUGGAGAAAAAACAAAAAUGUGUAAACAUUUGUUUGAAAUAUUAAAUUUCAAUAAAGUCCCCACCGUGCCAGAAAAAAAUAAUGUUUUGUGUCUAGAGACACACAAGAGUGGGACUUAAAGUUGUGUAAUCAAGGAAGAGUUUGUACUUUGAAAAUAGUUUCUGAUGUUUGUAUUCUUACCCAGUGAUC